GUAGACAGACGCACAAUGCCCCUAGGGAGGCAAUUCCAGGAUUUUGACCAAGUCAGGAUGAUCUUUUCUGCACGGUCAACCCAGUUUCUGCACUGUCCUGGGGUUAGAUUAAUGGCAGCUGAUAAAGAACUCCUCCUGAAACUCCGGAAAAAUACAGGAUACUCGUUUACGAAUUGUAAGAAAGCCUUAGAGAAGUUUAGCAGCGACCUUCAGCAGGCUGAAGCCUGGCUGCACAGACAGGCCCAUAAGGAAGGAUGGAGUAAAGCUUCUAAACUCCAAGGUCGUAAAACAAACGAGGGCCUCAUUGGACUGCUGCAAGAUGGAAACUCAGCUGUUCUGGUGGAGGUGAAUUGUGAAACAGAUUUUGUUGCCCGGAAUGUCAAAUUCCAGCAGCUAGUGCAUCAAGCAGCCAUUGCCACAAUGGCACACUGUCACUCCAAGCACGCAAACGCCAUCAAUUACAACAAGAAUUCCCUUACGACUGAAGAAAUAACACAAUUGAAAACCAGUUUAGACAGUCGUCCCAUUGCUGACCAGCUUGCCCUGGCUAUUGGUAACCUUGGUGAGAAUAUGACUAUAAGAAGAGCUUCCUGGGUGGCCGUGCCAACUGAUUGCUAUAUUGGCACAUAUGUUCAUGGAAUGUUGCCAGUGGACAACCCGACCAUCACAAAGAUGACAUUUGGAAAAUAUGGUGCGCUAGUGAUUUGUAAGCCCAUGGAACAGAAUUCAAAUGUAAACCUGUCUGAGCUGGGCCGAAAGUUAGGACAGCACAUUGUGGGAAUGAUGCCACUAUCUGUAGGCUCGAUGGAGGACCCACCUGGUGAUGACACAGAGACCAAGAUGCUGGCACAGCCUUUUCUGCUGGACCCGGGCACAACUGUAGGGCAGUUCCUGCAUACAAGGGGGGUGUCAGUGUUGGACUUUGUCCGAUACGAAUGUGGUGAGGUAACAGAGUUGGCAGAGAAAGUAUAGUUGGAAUGCUUUAGUGCAUCCAAAGGAAUAUACACCAUUUUUCAUUGUGAAAAUCUCUUUACUGAUAUCAGAAUAAAAUAAUGAUCUCCAACACAUUGAA
This is a messenger RNA of Rhincodon typus (whale shark), 1072 nucleotides long. RefSeq names its product Ts translation elongation factor, mitochondrial (gene tsfm). Gene Ontology annotation, biological process: mitochondrial translational elongation. Gene Ontology annotation, molecular function: translation elongation factor activity; protein binding. The transcript is spliced from 6 exons. The coding region runs from base 16 to 972 and encodes 318 amino acids. The record is from RefSeq and is a predicted model, not a curated record. Gene Ontology annotation, cellular component: mitochondrial matrix. NCBI's taxonomy places the organism in Eukaryota, Metazoa, Chordata, Chondrichthyes, Orectolobiformes, Rhincodontidae.